This is a messenger RNA of Eurytemora carolleeae, 1673 nucleotides long. RefSeq lists its product as uncharacterized. NCBI's taxonomy places the organism in Eukaryota, Metazoa, Arthropoda, Copepoda, Calanoida, Temoridae. The coding region runs from base 242 to 1642 and encodes 466 amino acids. The record is from RefSeq and is a predicted model, not a curated record. The transcript is spliced from 16 exons.
ACAGAAGGUUUCACACUUUUUUAUCGCACUUUUACUUUCCGGGGAGGGGAAUUUUUCAUAUUUUGCGUGACCUAUUUUUGCACAAGUGUAACCUAUUUUUGCACAAGUGUGACCUAUUUUUGCUAUAUUUCUCGGAUAUUUUUAGCAGGUGAAAGGUCUGCCGAAUUAGGGUCAAAAAUAUUGGGGCAGCUAAAAAUAAAAUUAGAUAAGUGUUUAAUUCAACAAAUAUUUCUUCAGAAACAUGAAAAAAAUUACCCUGUACAUACUAUGGACGGCAAAACGGGAAAGUACACCAGAUGACCAAAAUAAUUUAAUCAUCCCUGGACCGGAUGCUAUAAAAAGGUCUGUCCAGGCCUAUCCUGAUAUUUCUGCUGAGUUCUCGAAGCCAGAAAAUCAUCAAACCCCGUACAACGCUUUGGAGUCUCUCUUUCUUCCUUCUUUAUCAGAAUCUUUCCCUGCUGAGGGUUCAACGGAAUCUUUCCCUUCUGAGGGUUCCUCAAAAUCACUCUUUCUUUCUCCAUCAUCAGAAUCUUUCCUGCCAAAGACAUUUUCGAAUUCUCCAACUGGUGUAGAAUCAACUCCCACCAAAGAAGAUAAAACUACUAAAUUUUACCUACGAGACGGCAGGCUUGUAACCCAGGAGUUGCUGGAUACACUGUACGAAGCAAUUUCAAGAAUUCAUUUGAACCAGACAGAGGCAGAAAAUCGUCAGUUAGAUUUGACUGGAUUAACAAAUCUUGUUUCCAGCAUAGAUCUAACCUCGCUAACUAAUAUUUUCAAUUUUAUCACUCGAAACCUAGAUUGGGUUGCGGCUGUAGGAGUGAUAAAACAUUUAGAAAAUAGAGCUGCUUAUGAUCCGAGAUUUCGUGAGAGUUUUCCGGAUUUCUUACAGGACAGUGACUGGUUUUUGCCUCCUAAGAAGUAUAAGCUGGUACCAAGGAAGCCUGGCACCGGAAACCAGGUUCUGCUGAGUAAUAAGUUGGUUAAGAGCCUCUACUCUGAUAAAGGGACUAAUAGACGAAUGGCUGAUAGGAUUCUAGUACGAAGGCGGCAAGAAGCACAUGCAUCUAAUCUUUAUUCUUCAUGGAAAAAUACCAGCCCUUCAAGAUUUACAAGUUUCAGCAAUUCAUUUCCUGGAGAUUUUGUGUCGAACUUUGGCUCAGAACCUGGAAUCCAAAGUCUUGGAAUCUCUCAAGAUCAAGUGUUUGAUCAAGAACGAGAUCAAGAACAGAAGCAAGGGUUUAAACAAGAUGUAGGAAAUAGGAUUAUAUACGGAGCUCAAGGUCCCUCAAACUACAGGGGUCGUCCUGCUUUCCUCCAGGACGGAAUAAAUGGACCAAAUUUUCCACCAGGACCAGGACCAAACAAAUUCCAGAAGCCAGGUUCUUUGUCAAGUAAUCUGAGUAAACUGAACCGGGGUCCAUUGGUCCAGGAUCUUGGGCACCAGAUGGAGGUUGGUAACAGAGGUGUAAUAACCCAACAAGGGUUUUCUCCUCAUUCGUCACCACAUCUUCGGAAUCUACGUUUACAACAACUUCGUAGACUUCAAAGACUUCGGGUGAUAGGUGAACAAAGAGAUGCAAACAAAAAACGGGGAAAGUUUAAGCUGCGAAUAAAUGAUUUAAUUGAUUUAAUAGUUUAAUGUUUAUAAAAAUUACUUUAUAAAUCGUACU